Messenger RNA from Pseudomassariella vexata, 1224 nucleotides. Its product is annotated as NUDIX hydrolase domain-like protein. Gene Ontology annotation, molecular function: ADP-ribose diphosphatase activity. Gene Ontology annotation, biological process: ribose phosphate metabolic process; nucleoside phosphate metabolic process. The record is from RefSeq and is a predicted model, not a curated record. Gene Ontology annotation, cellular component: nucleus; cytosol. The transcript is spliced from 5 exons. NCBI's taxonomy places the organism in Eukaryota, Fungi, Ascomycota, Sordariomycetes, Amphisphaeriales, Pseudomassariaceae. The coding region runs from base 293 to 907 and encodes 204 amino acids.
GGCCAAGCAUCCAAAUACUUUCUGGAGUUAUCAAUUUGGGUACAUGAGAACGACUCUGGAGCUUGGGCAGAAAUCAUGCUUGCUGCAGGUUAGCUCUGUGGCAACUCUAGGCAUCCUCCUAGCAGUUUUAGGCUUGAUCCACACUACAAACAGUACGGCUGCAGGCCAAUCACCAACAUGCAGCGCAAGGCAACCUCUUCCAAAGUUGCUCUCAACUUUACAGCGUCAUUUUCCUGAACAUAAAUGCCAGCAGGUUGACGAAUUGACGAAUUGACGGUCAGCAUCACACAAAAUGUCAGCCGAAAAUGCGAAGGUAGUUUCAACGGCCCCGCUUGCCAACAGCGAGGCGAGAUGGGUACAGCUUCUCAAGAUAGAAUACAAAGAUCCCAAAGGUAAACCCCGAACAUGGGAGAGUGCUGAGCGACUCACACGACCGAAGGGAACCGACAUCGACGGAGUCGGCAUCUUUGCCGUUUUGGAGAAGCCAACGGGUCCCGAGAUUAUCCUCCAGAAGCAGUACCGACCGCCGGUGGACAAGGUAACCAUUGAAGUCCCGGCCGGCUUGGUCGACGCAGGCGAGACCCCUGGAGAGGCCGCAAUCAGAGAGUUGAAGGAAGAGACUGGAUAUGUUGGAAAGGCAGUCGAAUCCUCUCCCAUCAUGUUCAACGACCCUGGAUUCUGCAAUACCAACCUUCGGAUGGUCCAUGUCAGCAUCGACAUGAGUCUACCUGAAAAUCAGGAUCUGAAGCCAGAGCUAGAAGAGAAUGAGUUCAUAGAGGUCUUCACGGUACCGCUAACCAAUAUGUACGCCGAGUGCAAGAAACUGGAAGCCGAGGGCUAUGCAAUCGAUGCACGGGUUGGAACCAUAGCCGAGGGCAUCGAGAUUGCUAAGCAGUUCAAAUUGUAAACACCAUACCUGAGUUUCUAAUCAAUUCGGGCCAACUACGUUGGAUUCCAACGUUGUUCAGAAGCCGCUGAACACGUACGACCGUACCGCUCCAUUGUUGAUCAGGUCCUAGUCUAUGUGUGCCGAGCUUGAUAUACAACGCUGUAUUUUCGAAACCAGAAUGAAAUUGAAGCUUCGAAAUUCUCACGAGUUCCGUUGUUGAAGAGACUGGAAUGAUAGGACAAUCGAAAAAAUGGCACCCGAUGUUAGCUAUGCUGCAUCGAAACAAUGCAGCAGCCUUCGAUAUCACGAUAUCUAGAUACCUCUAGGCAUUUAAU